This is a messenger RNA of Dictyostelium purpureum, 2100 nucleotides long. RefSeq lists its product as uncharacterized. Lineage: Eukaryota; Evosea; Eumycetozoa; Dictyosteliales; Dictyosteliaceae. The record is from RefSeq and is a predicted model, not a curated record. The transcript is spliced from 3 exons. Bases 1 to 2100 code for a protein of 699 amino acids.
AUGGAAUAUGCUCCAAAGUUUAAUUACAUCUACAAUAAUGAAAUAAAGAAAUAUGUCAUUGAAAAUUUCCCUCCAGGGUGCGGCCAGUUCCAGUUAUUUUAUGGAAAAAAUUCAAUUACUGGAAGUUAUAAAAAGCCUAUAGUUUCUGAAUUUAAAAAAGAAGGAUCAAAGAAUAAAAUUAUACUUGUUGGUUCAAAUCUUUACAAACCUAAAUUAAAAAUUACUGGCCCAUUUGAUUCCACAGACACCAUUUCAACUAAAGAAUUUAACACAUCCUCGGACCCACUACAAGAAAUCUCUUAUUUUGAAGUUCCUCAACUUUUAUAUUGUGGAAUGUGGGAUAUCGCUUUGGAAAUAUGUAAUUCUGAUUUAAAAGAAGCAAAUUUUCAAAUUAAAAAUGAACCCAAAAUUGAAGGAAUCACCUCAGUUUCAUCAAAAGAAGGUGGAAAUGUAACUAUUAAUGGAAUAAAUCUAUAUUCAAGGGUAUUUGAAAAUUCCUCUAAUAAAUUAUCAGGAUAUCGCAUUACUCUUCCAUAUAAUAAAAAUUGUAAUGUAAUUGAAGCAAUCCCGGAAAAAGGUUUAUUAAUAUGUAAUAUGGAACCAUCAAAAGUAAAUGAAAAAAAAAAAAAUUUAAAUUUGGUGCUAACAAUUGAUGAAAAAUAUAGUACCAACAUUACUUUUUCUUAUGAAAGCCCAUCUAUAUCAUAUGUAAACCAAACAACUUUUCCUUCAAAUGGUGAAGCUCAAUUUACUAUUAUUGAUGAUAAUGAAAUAGUAAAAUCAAAUGUAGGCCAUCUUUCAUUUUUACCAAAAAUAAAAAACAUCUCAACAUCAAAUACAACUGGUCAAAUAGUUACAAUUACUGGUGUUUCAGUUCAUACUAAAAAAAUUGAAGGAUCAUCAACUGUAAAUUUACCUAUAAGCAUAUAUGUUGGUAGUGGUGAAAAUAUUGCAAAGUGUAAAAAUCCAAAUAGUAAUGAUGGUAUUCAUCUAGAAUGUUUAUUGGAACCAGGAGUUGGUAGGGACUGGCCAUUAUCAGUUAGCAUUGAUAAGUACACAAUAGUAGAGAAAAACCUUUUCAGUUACAAUAGUCCGUUAGUUUCUGGUAUUGAAUAUAAUGUAAGUGGAUUGGUAACACUAUUUGGUUAUAAUUUUGGAAGAGAUCUAAACAAAAUAUCCAUAGUAUCUGGAGAAACACAAAUUAAAAUUUCAAAUGUUAACGAUUCGUGUUUGCAAUUUAUGACACCCAAAUUACUUCAUGGACUUCACUAUUUGGAUAUAACUGUUGGAAUACCAGAUCAUCAAAAUAUACAGAAACAAUAUGAAUUUGCUGUUAAACCCGUAAUUUUAAAAAUAAACUCAAUCCCCGUAAGUGGAGGUGAAGUUACAAUAUAUGGCAACUACCUUAGCCCAAGAGCUGCUAUUUCAUUUAGAUCUCCAAGAGGAACUCCAUCCGGUAUUCCAUGUAACAACAUAACCAUAUAUGAAGAUAAUACAAUAUUAAAAUGUAACGUUACCGGUAUUUCAGGUCAAGAAAUUAAACUAGAUGGUAUUGGUGAAAGAAAAACCACAUCAGGACACAAUCAUGAAAUUUUCAUGAGCAUUAAAGGUAGAAAUGCAAUAAAUCCAGACAAUAUUACAUUUUCAUUUUACCCACCAACCGUUUAUGGAUCUCCUGGUAAAAGUGAAAAUCGUUUAAUAACAAUUUUUGGUGACAAUUUCAAUAGAAUUGGUCUAAAAAUUUUUAUAGGUAAGGAACAAUGUAAAUGGCCCAGUGUUCUAAAGGGUUAUGAAAUAAUUACCUGUUUUCUUGACUCGGUUGACAAAAAUCAAAAAGCUGAAUACCAAAAUAAAACUUUUGGUAUUUAUGUUACAGUUGAUGGGCAAACUGCAGAAUUGAAAAACAACUUUACUUAUUACUUUAAAGAGGAACCCCCAGUUCCCAAGGAAGCUGAAAAACUAUCAAUAACAAUUCCUCCAUCUGUUGUUAUUAUAGCUGCUGGUGUUUUGACAACUGCCUAUUAUAUCAUCUACAAGGUUAAACGUUAUAUUAGACUUAAAAAAAUAGAAAAAAUUUUAAACAAAAAAUAUUAUGAAUGA